Aspergillus homomorphus CBS 101889 is the source of this 5259-nucleotide messenger RNA. Its product is annotated as putative NRPS-like enzyme. NCBI's taxonomy places the organism in Eukaryota, Fungi, Ascomycota, Eurotiomycetes, Eurotiales, Aspergillaceae. Gene Ontology annotation, molecular function: zinc ion binding; phosphopantetheine binding; DNA-binding transcription factor activity, RNA polymerase II-specific. The coding region runs from base 1 to 5259 and encodes 1752 amino acids. The transcript is spliced from 7 exons. The record is from RefSeq and is a predicted model, not a curated record. Gene Ontology annotation, cellular component: nucleus. Gene Ontology annotation, biological process: positive regulation of transcription by RNA polymerase II; DNA-templated transcription.
AUGGCUGCAACGGUGGUAGCUGCUGUUGACAGUCUAUCGUCACCUGAAGACCCAGUUGCAUUGGGACUCGUCAAUGACAAUCGCCGUCGAUCCAGUACCAAUGGCCGUGACACAGGCUCAGCAAAGCGACAAAGGAGGUCUUCCGAGUCGUCGCUGGUCCACAGUUCCCACACCCCCCGUCAAAAGAUCACUCGGGCGUGCGAUCACUGCAAGGAGAAGAAGACUCGCUGUACAGGGACCAUCCCUUGUGUAAGAUGUACCCGGCUGUCGCUUGCAUGUGAAUAUAAUGCCGCCUACUCACGCGGCCUGCCUCCCGAACCCUUGCCCGCUUCGGCCGACGACCACCAGCUCGGUCCCACCCGUGCUGUCGAAGGGCCGAGAACGCGCCGCUUACAUCCGGUGGCUCGAUCCUCGCCACGGAUUGGAUCAAGCUUACACCACGACCUCGAUGGUCGCAACAAUAACCUCAUCUCCCAACGCAACUCACCGGACCCCGCCGUGACCGAUUUGGAAGGCAACUACCUGGGCCCGGCGUCCGGCUUGUCCUUCCUCAAUCGCGUCUGGCGUCGCCUCCACCACGAUGAGAAACGGACGGUUCCUGAUACGCUGCAGAAUGGGGAUGAAUGGCCCUCUCAGAAUACCUCGGUGUUCAUGUUUGGGGAUAAACCUUACUCGGCCCAUCCCGGCGCGGGGUUCACGCUCCCCUCGUACGAGAAGGCGCGCGAGCUGGCCACCACUUACUUUGACUUGUCCAUGGUUACCUAUCGCUUCUUACAUCGUGGCAGUGUGGAUGAUUGGCUUCGCCAGGUGUAUGAAUGUAAUGUUUCCGUAUCGAAUCCUCCCUCGGGGGACAUGGUAGCGCGGACGGCCAUAAUCUUUAUGAUUUUCGCCGUGGGCACUCUUGAGCAAUGGUAUGCGGCCUCCAAGUCUAUGACCUCACUCGAGUCAGGAGCUCCGCGUUUAGAAACUGUCCAGGCGAGACUGGGCCAAUGUUUCUAUCUACUGUCUUCCUCCAGAGCCAAUGAAUGCUGGUACUCCUUCGGUACAACCCUCCAGCUGGUGACAGCGCUGGGUUUGCACCGAAGACACCGAGGCAAGCUUUCCCACGAUGGCAACUCCUAUUUGGAUCGAGAGCUUCGGAAACGCCUUUUCUGGAGUACUUAUACUUUGGAUAAGUAUCUCAGUGUCAUGUUUGGAAGGCCUCGGUUGCUCCAUGAUGAAGACAUUGACCAGGAACUCCCCGAUGAAGUUCAUGAUGAAGACAUCCUGCACGGGUGUCCAUCGGCGAGACCAGGCUUGGGUGAUUGCAUGAUGACCGCCUCCAUUCUCCAUUUUAGACUCGGUCGUAUACUUGGUGAUGUCUCGCGGCAGUUGUAUACUGUCAGCCCUUUGUCUCGAGAUGCGUCAUUCGAGACGGCUGCACGUCUCAUGACGAAGCUGGAAGCGUGGAAAGCGGCCACUCCUCCACUUUUCAAUGGUGUAUGUGCAACGAGCCUGAUCCCUCCGCUGUGUCGCCAGAGUCAAGUUCUGCAAUUGGCCUACUCGCACGCAGUCAUUCAUACCACCCGCUCCUUUUUGCUCAAUGACUUCACGGAUCUGAACCGCACGCCGCAGAGCCCACAUCCUACGGUUACGCACCAUGUGCUCAAGUGUAUCGAGGCUGCCGAGCAAGUCAUGAGGUUAGUGGAUAGCUUAGCCAAACAGCGAGUCCUGAUCCAGUCGUUCUGGUUUACCCACUACGAUAUCCACCGCCUCUAUUCACUGUUCAGCCUUGCGGAAGCCUGCCAACAGCAUCUGGCAGAGGUAACGCGGAGGAACUCCCCCAGUCGUCGCUACAGCAUCAUCCUGGAAGAGCUGCGGCGUGAGGUUCGUAGACGGAUCGGCUCAUCCAACGAUACCUCUGAAGAAUUCCGGGCUGUCUUCUUCCAAGCUCACGGCUCAGGUGCGGAGCACGGGCAGAUGUAUACGGCUAGUUUCUAUCCUUCUAGACAGCUGGAGGCUGGUUCCUUCAACUAUCAAGGUGGGUUACAGCCGACUAAUUUCACACCGUCGCCGUUGGACUCCGAGAUGGACUUGAGCUUUCUGGAUAGCCUGGAAGGGUCCCUCCUUUGGACUCAGAUUGACUCCUGGGACGACAAUGCUUCUCCCCAGACAUCACAGUGGGAGCCAUUGACUAUUGACGAGCUUGUCCGCCAGCGCGCUUCACUCAGUAAAUCUCAGCCCAUCAUUUCAUAUCCGCACAAUGGCACCAAGUAUGUUGAUUAUCCCCUGCGCCAACUUGAUGUGUACGCCUUCCGUGUCUCCCAAGUAUUGGCCAAACGCAUUCCACCUCGGAACUCUUCCGCAGAGACUCCAGCUGUCGUGUCGCUACUUGGACCUUCCGAUCUCAACUACCUAGUUAUGCUCCUGUCGUUGGCCAAGCUCGGUCAUUCCGGCCUGCUGCUUUCCACGCGGAUAUCGAUCGACGCCUAUGUGUCACUACUGGAAAGAACCCAGUCAAGGCACAUCUUCAUCCACCCUUCCUUCAGGGUUACAGCCGAAGAGAUCAAAAAGCGUCUUCCCGACUUGCUUAUCGACGAGAUCCCUACCCAGGAGUGUUACGACUUCCCGGUCCCGGAUGAAGAGAUUGACACCAACCUGACACCAUAUCUGGACCCCGCCGUAGAGUCCAAACAUAUCGCAUGGAUCAUCCACUCCAGCGGCUCGACGGGGCUCCCGAAGCCCAUUUUCCAUACUCAACAAGCAGCGCUGAAGAACUAUGCAGGACACAUGAACAUGUCCGGGUUUGUGACGCUGCCGCUGUACCAUAAUCACGGGAUCAGCUGUCUCUUCCGUACGAUUCAUGCUGGCAAACAGCUGCAUCUCUACACCGCCAACCUGCCGCUGACAAGGCAAUAUCUUCUUGAUAUCAUGGAGUCCAACAACUUCGAGAUCUUCUAUGGCGUCCCGUAUGCUCUUAAGCUGCUUGCGGAGACGUCCGAGGGAAUCGCUGCACUUUCCAAGUUCAAGGCAGUCAUGUUUGGCGGGUCGGCUUGUCCGGACUCGCUGGGUAAUUUGCUGGUUGAGAAUGGGGUGCACCUUAUUAGUCACUAUGGAUCGACAGAGACCGGACAGUUGAUGAUGUCUACAAGACCUCGAGAGGAUAGAGGGUGGGACUGGCUGCGUCCAUCGGAGUUGGUGCAGAAGUACCUGCAAUUUGAGGAGCGAUUCCCUGGAGUGUUCGAGCUUAUCUGCCUGGACGGCUGGCCUUCCAAAGUCACGUCCAACCGACCCGAUGGCUCGUAUGCUACUAAGGAUUUGUUUGUCAAGCAUCCUACCAUGACAGCAUACAAGUAUUAUGCGCGUUUAGAUGAUACGCUUGUCCUCGUCAAUGGCGAGAAGGUGAACCCGCUCGACCUUGAGGGGCGCGUUCGGCAAAGCAGCGCAGUUAGUGAAGCCGUUGUCUUCGGCGCCGGCAAGGCCUGCAUUGGUCUGGCUAUCAUUCGCGCCCCUGACUCUCAGUCCAUGUCUGAUGAGGAGGUCGUGGACGCGAUUUGGCCUGCCGUCGAGACAGCGCACGAGUCUAUGCCUGCAUUCGGCCAACUCUCGAAGAACAUGGUGCGUGUCUUGCCGGCGGACACAAGAUACCCUCGCACGGACAAAGGCACCGUCAUCCGACAGGGCUUCUACCGGGAAUACGAGCGCCUGAUUGAAGAGGCCUACGAAGCCGAAGACGCCAUGACCGGUACUUUGGUGCUGCCGGAGGCGGGGCUCAGGUCGUUCCUCAGGGAGAAGCUCCUGGAGAUCCUCCCGCUCAAGAAUCAGGGUCAGUUGACUGACGAUGCGGACUUUUUCGCCCUGGGGAUGGACUCAUUGCAGGCCACGCAGCUGCGCUCUGUGAUAUUGCGGAAUAUAGACACGGACGGGCAGAAGCUGGGACUGAAUAUCGCGUUCGAGCAGCCGACGAUCCGCUUUUUGGCUCGUUAUCUCGAUAAUCUCAUGUCCGGUGCUACCGACAGUGGUGAGUCGAUUGUUGGUCAGAUGCAGGCAAUGAUCGACAAGUAUAGCCAGUUUGAGGAGCAUGUGCCGUGCGCGAAUGGGUUGGAAGGGGGGUAUAUUCUUGUCACCGGCGCGACAGGCUCCCUAGGAAGCCAUGUUGUGGCCCAGCUCGCCGCGGACGAGGACGUCAAGAAAAUUUACUGCCUCAUUCGGGCUCCCUCUACCAUCGACGCAUACACGCGCCUUCACAGAUCGCUACAGUCGCGCCGCAUCUACGACUCUCUCUCCGCAGAAGCACGCAGCAAACUCAUCGCACUCCCCUCCGACCUCAGCGACCCCCACCUCGGCCUGUCACCAUCCGUCUACACCAGCCUAACCACCGAGCUGACAACCGUCAUCCACUGCGCCUGGUCGGUCAACUUCAACCUGACCCUCCGCAGCCUGGAGCGCGACAACAUCGGCGGCCUACGCCAUCUGCUCUCGCUCUGCCUCAAGACCCAGCGGCCCCGCCCGGCCACCUUUAACUUCUGCUCCUCCGUCAGCUCCGUCGUCAACUCGGACACUAACCCCGUCCCGGAGACCCUCCCAUCCUCGCUGUCCGCCGCACAAGGCAUGGGCUACGCCCAGUCCAAGCUCGUCGCCGAACACAUCUGCACCCGCGCCGCACCCCAUAUGGAGAUCCGCAUCCUCCGCAUUGGCCAAAUCAUCGGCGACACGCAACACGGCAUUUGGAACACCACCGAGGCCAUCCCGCUGAUCCUACAGUCCGCGCACACCGUCGGUGCCCUUCCAGCCCUAGACGAAGAACCCCUCUGGCUCCCCGUCGACGUCGUCGCCCAAACCAUCCGCGAUAUCUCGCUCUCCUCAGCCCCAGCCCCAUUACCAUCCCCAUCCCCACCCGCAGAAACAAGCAAGUCUGAUAAGGAAGGAAUAAUCUACAACAUCGUCAACCCAACUCCUUUCCACUGGACAAGGGACCUCCUCCCGUUACUCCGGAGCGCAGGUCUUACUUUCGAGGAGCUCCCGCCUAAGGACUGGGUGCAGCGACUCCGCGAGCAUCCAGACCCCGUCCGUAAUCCGCCGGCCAAGUUAAUGGACUUCUUUGCUGGGAAGUAUGAUUUUGAGGAGACGGUGUUGGCGGCCCGGCGGAAACUGAGGUUCCGGACUGAGAGGGCGAAGGCUGCGAGUGAGGCGUUGGAGGCUGUCGGGUCCGUGGUUGAUAGGGAGGGGGAGUUGGUGAGGAAGAUGGUGGGGUGGUUUUUGGGUGUUGGGUGGGUUUGA